AUGGCUCCAAUUCCGUCUUUCGGUCGAAAAAUACUCGACUUCUUUUCUUUCUCCUCGCCAAAGGCGCAAGGAAAGUCCUUGUCCUCUGGUUCCUCUCUGUCUCGUCCAUCUGAGGAGUCAUUUGAGAUGAUGACGUUCAAACCACAUGGUUCUGAACUUCCGCCGGCUACAUCAUUUCGUGCCCCGGCCCCGGCUCCCUUUCUGCCCCUGCGAUCAUCGCUCGUGGCAGAUUCACCGCCUCAGUUGCCAGACUUCGAUUUUGGCCCGGCUUUUGAAGUCCCUGACAAGUGGACUUCAGCAAAGAGAGACUUGGUGUUCCCGGAGACAAAGUCUCUCUCGUUGAAACAAGCCCUCUUGAAGGUUUGUCUUGAGGCUCUUGUCUUGAGCAGCCCGACACCAAGCACCUUUGGCCUUGAGGCCGGCUUGCAAUGCCAGAACAUACUAUCAUAG
Messenger RNA from Morchella sextelata, 450 nucleotides. RefSeq lists its product as uncharacterized. The transcript is spliced from 2 exons. The record is from RefSeq and is a predicted model, not a curated record. NCBI's taxonomy places the organism in Eukaryota, Fungi, Ascomycota, Pezizomycetes, Pezizales, Morchellaceae. The coding region runs from base 1 to 450 and encodes 149 amino acids.